AUGUCGGGGCUGAUGAAGGCUGCAGUGACGUUGGUGGCCGCUGUGGAUAGGGACGCUCGGCCGGUGCUUGUGCACUGCUCCGACGGCUGGGACCGGACGCCGCAGAUAGUUAAAUUAGUGCAGCACACAUAUUCCAAUUUGUUUGGAACUUUCCUAUGCAACACUCAGAAGGAGAGAUCGAAAAUUGUUGAUGGGAAGACUUUUUCAGUGUGGGACUUUUUGGGUUCUCCUUGUUUCAGGAAUCAUCUGUAUUCUGCUAGUACAAACAAAAAAAUAGAAGACGACGUCGAAGACUGUAGCGAAGGAAACCUUUCAGUAGAAAAUGUGAUAAAAAGUGAGAUAGACCGAAUUUCUAGUGAUGUGACAAAUAUAUUUAUAUCGACCGAUGGCGAGACUGAAAAGACUGUUUGUAAUGGCAACGUCGACCAUAUCGACAACGAUGCCAGUGUUACAGACAAUAAUGGGAAACUGAAUGGUGAUAGAAAAUUGACUGCCGUCGAUGUGGGGACUUUUUUAGACAUGGAGAGAUCCGGUGAGACUAGUACUGGAACGCUUGUAGGUGAUGAAAUUAUUUGUGGCAAUCAAUCUGGAAGCGAUCGAAGGUCGAAAUGUUCUAGUGCCACACAACUUUCCAGCACCAACAACGGCUGGGACAGCUCGUUGCACAAUUUUUCACAACCAAAGAAUAUGUUUUCUUAUCACUAUCCAUUAGGUGAAGAUGGUUUGGUUACGUUGAAGUCUGCUGUGCAGGAAAGGCUGAACCAAAUCUUAGAAGAUUAUAAUAGAAAGGUGGAACUCCUUGAAAAGGAACUACACAUCACUAGGCAAAACCUCAUCAAACAAUCACGUCUCAGAUGCAAUCACAAUGACUGUGAACAAGACGAUAAUAAUUCGGUAGUGGAGUCUGUGUGCAGCACCAGCGAGGGGGAGGGGCACGCGUCGGCUGGCGAAUCGCUGCGCUCCGAGCUGUCGUGGGUGGCGGUAGACGAGGGCUCGGCAGAGUGCCAGCGGACGCUAUGGGUGCCCGAUCACGCGGUCAACAGGAGAUGUGGCAGAAUCUUCUGCGCCGACUGCUCCGAGAACAGCACGCCCCUUCCCUCGGAGGACCACUACAAUCCGGUGAGGGUGUGCACCAACUGUUAUUCGGAGAUGCAGCACGACUGCGUCGUAAUUCCUAACCAAUGCAAGCACACUAACAACCAACCGUCGACGGCCAAUACCCAGAUCGCAGCUUCAAGUAACUAA
This is a messenger RNA of Phaedon cochleariae (mustard beetle), 1245 nucleotides long. Lineage: Eukaryota; Metazoa; Arthropoda; Insecta; Coleoptera; Chrysomelidae. The record is from the annotation of a GenBank genome assembly.